Messenger RNA from Amphimedon queenslandica, 553 nucleotides. Its product is annotated as ubiquitin carboxyl-terminal hydrolase 47-like. NCBI's taxonomy places the organism in Eukaryota, Metazoa, Porifera, Demospongiae, Haplosclerida, Niphatidae. The record is from RefSeq and is a predicted model, not a curated record. Bases 32 to 553 code for a protein of 173 amino acids. The transcript has 6 exons.
AGGAAUUGACUGUGUCCUUGAAUUAGACAAAAUGAGAUUACGUAACAAGAGGGGAGUGUCCCCUGGUACAGUAUAUGUUGAUCGUGAGUUGAUUGAUGCUAGUAGGGAAUUGUGUGUGGAACCAUUAAAAGGACCAGAGAAGAAGUAUGAUAGACAAAUACAGGUGUAUGUUAUUAGAUGGCGUCCAUCACAAUGUUCAGUUGAUCCAAUAGAAGAAAUUAUACUGGACGAGUAUAAUCCUAAGCAUGUUAUUGAAAAGCUGUCAGAGUUAAGUGGAGUUCCUGCUGAGUAUAUCUAUUGUACAAAGAGUCAAUCAUUUCCAGUUGAGAUAUCAUGUCUAGAUAUUGAGAAUAAGUUGGACUGGUAUUCCAUCAGUUCAGAAAGUUACUCAUUAGCACUAUAUGUUGGUGAUGGAUAUGUCAUAUAUUACAAAGACAAUAGAGAGAGAAUGAAAGAGUUAACAGAUAAAGAAAGAUCAGAAAUACAAGAGGCAGAGGAAGCAAAGUCAGUAAACCUCAUGUAUCAUCAUGCACAUGUACUAUCAGUUAAUUAA